CUGUUUGCGUCUGCAGGGUUGAGCGAAGGAGGUGCAGGGAGAUGUGUUUAUUUCCCCCCAGAGUGACUGGAUCUGUCCUCUCCGAGGUCUGAAGCACAGCGUGUGGGACAAGAGGGGAAGGACGGAUGCAGAAGCAUUAAGUUUACUGAAAAUUAUGACCCGCUGGGGGAAGCAGAGCAAAGUUGCCUUUUAUGGUUCCCAGCAAAUCCCGGGCAUGUCUGAGAACAUCCCUCUGCGAGCUCCUCCAGGCUGUUCCCUGUUGAGAAAGCGAGGGGAAAAAAGAAACCCAACCAAACCCAGCCCCUUUUGUCGGCGGGUCGCUGGGAGGAUUCUGCAGUUGGAAACCCGCCCUGCCGGACUUCGGAAGCUCUCAGUGCCUCGGCAGACAUGCACAUGAAAACGGUGCUCAUCCUCCUCGUUCUGGCUUUAGCCACGAUAUUUGCUUUGGUCUGUGUGCUGCUGACCAGAGGAAGAGCCCCCAGCACCUGCCAGCACCAGCCCCCGGAGCAGGAGGAUCCCGAUGACGGCCAGAGCCUGGUCUUUGCGGAUCUGACACCCGAAGAGCUGGCGCAAGUGGUGCGGUACCUGCAGGGAAACCUUGGGGUGCAGCUGGUUGACGCCUCGCGUGCGAAGCCCUCGGACAACUGCAUCGCCUCCGUGGACGUGCAGGUCCCCGCCAAGGCAGAGGUGCUGCAGUUCCUGGAUGGCGGGGGGGCUCGCCCCCGCCGGGAGGCGCUGGCUGUGCUCUACUUUGGGAACCAGCCGGACCCCAACGUCACCGAGUACGUGGUGGGUCCGCUGCCGACGCCGGUGUAUCACCGGGACGUCACAGUGCAGAAGUACGGGGGGAAGGUGCCGUACCACCGCAGACCCGUCACCGGCAAGGAGUACGUGGAUAUCAACGCCCUCAUCCAGCGGGAGCUGAGAAAGGCACCCCGUUUCCUCGCUGCGUGCUGCGAGUCCGACGGGACCGACCUGGCCAUCCUCACGACGGCCCCACGGGGCUUCAAGUCCGGCGACCGCGUGACCUGGUUUGUCCUCUUCCGCGGCGUGGCCGGCACCGGCUACUACCUCUCGCCAGUGGGGCUGGAGGUGCUGGUGGAGCACGGGGACCUCCACGUCUCCCGCUGGCGGCUGCGCAAAGUCUUCUACAAUGGCCAGUACUUUGCCAGCACGGGGGAUCUGGAGCAUGCGUUUGAAUCCAACUUGCUGGAGGUCGUCAGGAUCGAGAAGCCCCAGGCUGAAGCGGUGCUGGGCUCCAUGAGACCCCGGCACCCGCCUGGGUCCCUAGGGCCGCUGCAGUACGAGCCCCAGGGUCCCCGCUACAGCGUCAGGAACAACCGCGUCACCUUCCAGGGCUGGAGCAUCACCUUCGGCAUGAACCCCAACACCGGCCCGCGCCUCUUUGACAUCAGGUUCCGUGGGGAGAGGAUUGUCUAUGAGCUGAGUCUCCAGGAAGCCUUAGCCCUCUACGGCUCCAACUGCCCCGGGGGGAUGUCCACCCGGUACUUUGAUGGCAGCUUUGGCAUCGGCAGGUUUGCCUACGAGCUUGUCCGGGGCCUCGACUGCCCCUACACAGCGACCUACGUGGACCGGCACUACCUGGUGGAGUCAGAGACCCCCAAAACCAACCAAAACUCACUCUGCAUUUUUGAGCACGAUGCUGCCCUCCCUCUGCGGCGCCACUUUUCCGACUCACACUCCUUCUACUAUGGCGGGCUGCGGAAAAACACGCUGGUCAUCCGUGCAGUCUCCACUCUCAUCAACUACGACUACAUCUGGGACUUCAUAUUCCACGGCAGCGGGGCCGUGGAGGUGCGGGUACACGCCACCGGCUACAUCAGCUCCUCCUUCCUCCAUGGCCGAGGCACCGACUACGGCAACAGGGUCGGGCCCCACACGCUGGGGACGAUGCACCUCCACCACAUCCACUACAAGGUGGACCUGGAUGUCGACGGGCAGCUGAACUCUCUUGAGACCCAGGACAUGGAGUAUGAGCUCGUGAAAGACCCCUGGAGCAUGCAGCACACCAUCGAGCGGCCAUACCUCCGCAGGGAGAGGCUGGAGAGGGAGGGCGAGGCGGCGUUCCUACUCAACACCCCCAUGCCCCGCUACCUCUCCUUUACCGGCUCCAAGCCCAACAAGUGGGGGCACCCGCGCAGCUACCGGGUCCAGAUCGUCAGCUUCGCCGGGGAGCAUCUGCCCCCCAGCAGCCCCAUGGAGAGAUCCAUCAGCUGGGGCAGGUACCAGCUGGCCGUCACCCGGCGGAAGGAGGAGGAGCCCACCAGCACCAGCGUCUACAACCAGAACGACCCCUGGACGCCCACCGUCGUCUUUGCUGACUUCAUUGAUAACGAGACCAUCACUAACGAGGACCUGGUCGCCUGGAUCACCGUGGGGUUCCUGCACGUCCCCCACGCCGAAGAUGUCCCCAACACGGUGACCGUGGGGAACGGCGUCGGCUUUUUCCUGAGGCCCUACAACUACUUCGACGAGGACCCCUCGGUGAACUCGCCCGACAGCGUCUACUUCAGCGGCGAGCAGGACACCGGAGCGUGCGGGGCCAACCCGCUGGCCUGCCUGCCCCCCGCCGCCGCCUGCGCCCCCCGCCUGCCCCCCUUCCGAUACGGGGGCUUCCUCAACCUCAGCCUGGCCCCGCCGCCCGGCGGGCUCUGACGGGACGGGCCUGCCGCUGCCCCAUCCCCGCCGGCGCGGGCGGGCGGCCGGUGCCCGGCGUGGGGCGCGGGCCGGGUCUGCCACCGCGGGACGCGGCGUGCUCAGGGUCAGGUUUUCGGAGGAGCUCAGCUCUCGUUUCAGGACUGUGACCAAAGGCAGACUCCAAGCCUCUGAAAAACAGCCCCAAGGGGUGAUUUUUUGGAGACCGCAUCCAGGAGGACACCCAAAGGGAUGCGGGGUGCCCGCGGCCGCUCUCCUCCGCUGGGGCCGGCGGGGCUCCUGCCACCUCGCCGAGGUAGGUCGGGGCACGCAGGGCGAUGGCGCCGGCCGGGGCUGGGCACUGCACCAACCCACGGCUCCCUCGGAGCCAUGGUCCACUCCGAGGGUUUGCCCAGGGUGGCGGGAGCAGGCGGCAUGGCAGCCGCUGUGGCCCGUCCGCAGCCCAGGGGCCGUGGGGAGCCCGAAUUGUCCACCCUGGUCCCGUGGCCACUGCAGGUCCUGGGCUGCCGGGGCCCAGGCGCUGCUGAGCUCUGGCUGCUGCCGCGGUGCCAAGCCCUGGGGACGGGGACGGUGGGUCGGGCUGCGCCAGGAGCCCACGGGAGGAGCACGGGACACACGCUCCCUGGGCUGCGCUGCCCAUGUCCACCCUUCCCCAAUAAACGGGCACUCGGCUGCUUUUCCUGACCAAACUGUUGUGUAGCUCAUGGGUGCUCCUGCGGCUCCUGCCGGCUGCCGAGGCUGUGGGCGCUGGUGCCCUGUAACGGAGGGUCCUGGCUCAGCUCCGGCACUCACGGGGUCCAAGGGCCACAGGGCUAGUACAGCACCCGGCACGGCUGCGGGCGCGUGCUCCGGCCAUGCUCUUGGCCCCCGGGUGCUGGUGGGAGGCUCCUGACAGGGAAUAUGGGACAAACAAGGGAGUUAAUGUGUAACUCCCCAUUAAUCGGUCCUGGCCUUGGCUGCUGCCCGUCUGUGCGCACAGCCCUGGGCUGUGGGAUCCCGCAGCCUCCAGAGCCCAUCCCCGCUGCGUCAGGCCGGACGCAUGGAGAGGUUGGCGAGGGCGGUUCAGCCCCAGCCCCACGGCCCGGCCCUGCCAUGUGGCUGCAGUUGCCAAGUGCUGGCCAACGUGUCCCUGAGGGGACAUCCUGGGGGUGGGCAUCAUCCCCUCCGAACCCUCGCCGUGGAACUGGGUCUGCCCAGGGCCACCCUGCGAUGGGCUCGAGAAGCCAUAACGGCGGCGGUGUUCGGGAGCCGGCUGGGCUCGCUGCGGCGCAGGGAGGGGAUGUCGGGCACGAGUGGGCAGCUCCGGGACACGGCUCAGCGCGAGGCUGCGGCGCUCCCUGGGGUGACAGCGGGGACCCUGCCACAGAGGCACCUCCAGGGCUCGGGGGAGCAGGCGGCAUGCUCCCUGCGAGGGGAAGGUGGCCGCCAGCCGGCUCGGUGCCGGCCGCUGUGUGCCCGGGUGUUUGCGAGCGCUGCCUGGACUCUGCCCGUGUGCUGACGCAAGCAGGCGUGCUCCCGAGCUGGCAGCGACCCGGCUCGCCGACGGCCCCAGACCUUGCGGCAAGCUGGGAACUUUCUGGAUGAACCAUUGGCACCGCGUGCGGCACAUCACGUUACGGCACACGCGUGUGCCGCGCCUCCCGCAGCUGCAUCCGGUGCCUUGGGAACUGCGGGGACACCGUGUCCCCCAGCCAGCCCCUGUCACCGCAGGCACACCGCAGGCUCCUGGGCUGCCAGCCGAUGCCGGGCUCGCUGCGCUCAGACCCCAGUGCCAGAAACAGAGCACCCCCAGUCUGGCCCCAUUCCUCCCCCGGGAAAGCCACCCCGGCCAGUUUGCAAGGCACGUCCCUGGCCGGCGGCACUGCCAGCCCGGCUGCCCGGUGCAGGGGAUGAGCCAGAGCCUGGCAUGGCGCUCCCAGAGCCGGUAGCCAAACUGACCAGGGUGCAAAACCUCAUUCAUGGUACCCAGGAGCAGCCCCUGUAGCCCCGGCUCCGUGCGGCGUCUGCGAGGCCGGGGAUGCACCUGAAGCGCAGGACACGGAGCCGGCGCUGGGAGACCUCUGCCGUACGGACCCCGGCAGCUCCGGCACAGACCUGUCCUGUGGCACGUGCAACCUGGCCCCCGUGCAGGGGACGCUGGCCCGCGCCGCGCCGCUGGCACACGGCUCUGUGGGCAGCGUUCUGCUCGCUCCCGCGCCCGCCGGCAGGGAGGAGGUGGCUGCUCCUGUCCCCUUUCCCAGACUCUCCCCGCUGCGGCCCCAGUUUUCCUGCAGUGACUUUUUCCAAGGCGACCGGAGCACGCCACUCCCCCUCCCCCAACACCUUUUGCCCCCAUUUUCUGCUGUGAAAUCUCUCGGGGAGAAUUUAUUGCUGACUGUUUCAAAAUAUUUUUGAACGCGGAAGCCAAGUCUGUCGCAUUCCUUCACGCCGGCCAAAGCCACUCUGGGUUGAGGACCCCGGGGAUGAGAUGCUGGGGAAUUUGUUUUGCAAGAGUAAUUUGAUUUCCGUGCAAACUUCUGCUUUGUUGGUUUUUUU
Molecule: messenger RNA, 5211 nt
Organism: Chroicocephalus ridibundus (black-headed gull)
Lineage: Eukaryota; Metazoa; Chordata; Aves; Charadriiformes; Laridae
Product: membrane primary amine oxidase-like
Exons: 4
Coding region: 388-2676 (762 amino acids)
Biological process (GO): amine metabolic process
Cellular component (GO): plasma membrane
Molecular function (GO): quinone binding; copper ion binding; primary methylamine oxidase activity
Source: RefSeq, a predicted model, not a curated record